AUGGGCUAUGAGAAGAAUGCACUUGACUUUUUUGGCAGCACAUACAUUUCAGUGCUCACACCUAAGAGACUCGAUGUGGAUGGUAAUGGCCAUCCAGUGCUUGAGGAUCCAGAAAUUUUUGCCAGAAUGGUGGGCCCAUCAGAGCAAGAAGAACUGGAAUUUGUGUGCUUAAACGUUUUCAUUCUAACAGUCGGGCCCCUCUUCUUCAGGUCUGCUGGAGUAUCCUGGAGGUCCAAUCCCUACCCUGUUUACUGGACUGUCCUGGUGGAAGUGUCGGAGAGCUCCCGGAAGCUGCGGCAUGUCUUCCUCUUUACCGAUGUCCUACUGUGUGCCAAGCUGAAGAAGACCUCUGCAGGGAAGCACCAGCAGUAUGACUGUAAGUGGUACAUCCCCCUGGCCGACCUGGUGUUUCCAUCCCCCGAGGAGUCUGAGGCCGGCCCCCAGGUGCACCCCUUCCCAGACCAUGAGCUACAGGACAUGAAGAUGAAGAUCUCCGCCCUCAAGAGUGAAAUCCAGAAGGAGAAAGCCAACAAAGGUCAGAGCCGGGCCAUCGAGCGCUUGAAGAAGAAGAUGUUUGAGAAUGAGUUCCUGCUGCUGCUCAACUCCCCCACAAUCCUGUUCAGGAUCCACAAUCGGAAUGGAAAGAGUUACCUGUUCCUCCUGUCCUUGGACUAUGAGAGGUCAGAGUGGAGAGAAGCAAUUCAGAAACUACAGAAGAAGGAUCUCCAGGCCUUUGUCCUGAGCUCAGUGGAGCUCCAGGUGCUCACAGGAUCCUGUUUCAAGCUUAGGACUGUACACAACAUUCCUGUCACCAGCAAUAAAGACGACGACGAGUCUCCAGGACUCUAUGGCUUCCUUCAUGUCAUCGUCCACUCUGCCAAGGGAUUUAAGCAAUCAGCCAGUAAGUGCCCUGGCCAGGACGAGGUGGGGUGGGCCAUUGUGGAUUCUGCACUGCUCUGCUCUGCCCAGGAUGGGGCCCUGCCAGCACGCCUUUAG
This is a messenger RNA of Pongo pygmaeus (Bornean orangutan), 996 nucleotides long. RefSeq names its product active breakpoint cluster region-related protein-like. The coding region runs from base 1 to 996 and encodes 331 amino acids. The record is from RefSeq and is a predicted model, not a curated record. Gene Ontology annotation, cellular component: membrane. NCBI's taxonomy places the organism in Eukaryota, Metazoa, Chordata, Mammalia, Primates, Hominidae. The transcript has 8 exons. Gene Ontology annotation, molecular function: GTPase activator activity. Gene Ontology annotation, biological process: positive regulation of GTPase activity.